This is a messenger RNA of Petromyzon marinus (sea lamprey), 9140 nucleotides long. NCBI's taxonomy places the organism in Eukaryota, Metazoa, Chordata, Hyperoartia, Petromyzontiformes, Petromyzontidae. The record is from RefSeq and is a predicted model, not a curated record.
GUGGGUGGUGGUGGUGGUGAAGCUGCCCUUGGUAAGAUGGCGGCCGGGAUCGCCACCCACCCCGCCGUGAGAACCGCCGCCUUCGUGGUCGCCUCCCGCGCGGCUUCUCCGCCGAUUCGCCUCUCGCAGCAAGGAGCCAUGGCCGCGGACAGCGAGCCCGAGUCGGAGGUGUUUGAGAUCACAGACUUCACCACUGCAUCAGAAUGGGAAAGGUUCAUCUCCCGCGUGGAGGAGGUUUUGAACGACUGGAAGCUGAUUGGACAAUCACCGUCUCUGCCGGUUCGCAAAGGGGAGUACACGACAGGCACAUGGGAGGAGGAGACGGAGGAGGUGAUGUUCGCGAACUUCCGCUUCUCGGUGAUCCACCACUACCUGAAGCAGGAAAGCAUCGACGGCAAGGAGGCCAGGGGCGAGGCUGCCGAGGAUGAUGAUGCUCUUCCCGAAGCCAUGCAGGACCUGGUGUCCAUGGACAAUGACUUUUCUCCCAGAGCUCACUGCCUUGUGCGCUGGAAUGGCCUGAGAAAUUUUGUCAUCAUUGCUCCCUCGGCUGCCUCUGAAGCUGUGAUCACAGAAUCCAAGUGCAAUCUGCUCCUGAGCUCUGUCAGCAUUGCUUUGGGCAACACGGGCUGCCAGGUGCCAGUAUUCGUGCAGAUCCAGCAGAAGUGGCGCCGCAUGUUCUCUGGCCUGUGCGAGGGUCCCGGCGUACGUACGGACUUCGAAAUGGUUCACCUGCGCAAGGCGCCCAAUCACUACAAUCACCUGUCUGGCCUGCUGGACGUCUUCAAAUCUAAAAUUGCCUGCCCAUUGUCCCACAUACCUCCUGUGAGUGUCAGCAUUCGCUUCACCUACGUGCUGCAGGACUGCCAGCAGUACUCAUGGCCCCAGCCACCUCCAGACUUUGAUGCCCUGGUCGGUGGCGAAGUUGGUGCUCUUGAACUCGGCAAGCUGCCCUUCGGCGCGUGUGAAGACCCUGUGAGUGAACUGCACCUCGCCGCUACUUGGCCACAUCUAACGGAAGACAUUAUCGUGGACAAUGACGUUUACUCUGAUCUCGACCCAGUUCAAGCCCCUCAGUGGUCCGUGCGAGUGAGAAUGGCUGAUAACCCACAGUGCCUUCUGGGGGACUUCCUGUACGAGUUCCACUCAUUGUGCCAUCGUAAAGAAUCCACCGACGAGCUGCUGGGGAAGGCGGUCUUCGACGAUGAAGCCAAAGAGGGAGCAGACAUCAGCCAGGCGCUGCAGAGGCUGACAGAGCCCGUGCCCGUGCACAUGCCCACGCUCUCCUCCAUGAGCAGCAUGGUGCAGGGCGCGCGCAAGCGUAUACGCAGCCGCCGGCCUCGUGCCUCGGAGACGCCCAUCCCCAACGCCCUGCUCAACUCUAUGCUGCUGUACCUUUUCCCAGAUGCAGCUGACAAGUCGGCAGAAAGCCCAGAUGCUAAAGCCACUUGUUCAGUCACAACAGCUCCAGUUACUGAAGAUGAUGAAAUGGUGACUCUGCAUCGCAGCCUCAAGUCAGCGCCGGCUGACAGCCUGACCCACAAACUUGCGCUGUGCCUAUGCACCGUCAACUACCAGCACGGCGGCCUCAAGGGAGUGGCUCACCUUUGGCAGGAGUUUGUGCUGGAGAUGCGCUAUCGCUGGGAGAACAACUACAUUAUCUCUGGAUUAACACCUGGCCCUCCUGACUACAGCUGCUGUUUAUUGCAUCAAAAGCUACAGAUGCUCAACUGUUGCAUCGAGAGAAAGAAGAGCAGGGAGGAGAGGCAGCGCGAAUCGAGCAGCGCUGGAGGAGUCGGGCGUGCGGGCGGCAGUGACACCGCUCCGUCAACCUCAAAGAACGGGCGCAGGGAGGCGGCAGCCGGGAGGGCCGGGGAGAGGCAGCAGCAGGGCGGCACAUCCGCUGAGAUGGCUGCACAGAAGCCAUGGGAUUCCUGGAGUGAGGACAGCGAGGAUGAGUUCUUUGAGUGUGAGAGUGACCUGAGCGACGGUGGCGAGGGAGCGGAGGAGGGGGAGGAGGGAUCGACAGAAGGGACGAGACAGAGCGGCACGGGCGUUACGAAUGAGGACAAUGCGAGCAAAGUCGCGGAGAGAAAGGAGGAGCGCAAAGCGGCAGCUGCUGCCAACGCGACCGCCCAGCGCAAGCCUGAUGGACGGCUACACCAGCACGGGGAGAUCACGCUGAUCGAAAGCGGGGAGCCCCUGUACAUUCCCAUCACGCAGGAGCCAGCUCCCAUGACGGAGGACAUGCUGGAGGAACAGACUGAGGUCCUCGCAAAGCUUGGGACCUCAGCAGAGGGAGCUCAUCUGCGCGCCCGCAUGCAGAGCGCAUGCCUGUUGUCAGACAUGGAGUCAUUCAAGGCUGCAAAUCCAGGCUGUCGUCUGGAAGAUUUUGUUCGCUGGUACUCCCCACGUGACUAUGAGGAGGUUCCUCCGGACGAGGACGCCGCUGACUCCAGCGAGUUGGGCGCUCCAGCUGUUGCCCCCCGAGGGCGUCUGAGCGCUCGCAUGCAGCUGCCAGGCAACGUUUGGGUGGAGGCGUGGGAGGCGACGCGCCCCAUACCCGCUCGCCGCCAGCGACGCCUCUUUGAUGACACGCGCGAGGCCGAGAAGGUGCUGCACUACCUGGCGGGCAUGCGACCGGCCGAUGUGACCCUCCAGCUGCUGCCCUGCGCCAUUCACGCCGCUCUCCUCAAGGUCAAGGAAGAGUCAUCGGAGGACGUGCCGACAGUGAAUAAGCUGCUAAAGGCGUCCGUGUCUCUCGCCAGCCGAAUCCUCCGCCACCCCAACCCCGACCCACGCCGCCUGGAGGAGGUGAUAAGCCAAGUGACGCUGGCGGAGGCAGUGAUCGCCCGUGGGCGCUCGCUUCGUGCCAAGUUCGCCAUCAACACAUUUGACAAGGAGGAGGAGAAGACAGAGCUGGAGAGGUUUGUGUCGAGUUUGCUGGAGGAGCCGGAGGUUCCAGUCUUUGGUGCGGGAAGGGGCCCAGCAGGGAGCAUCAUCCACCGUCUCUUCAUGAGUGCGCAGCAGCUCUCUGACACCAGUGAUGAGGUGACCUCCUUGACGCCAGUCGACGAAGACCGCUCACUGGCCGCAGGGACAGCGGGCGGCUCGGAAGAGCGACGUGGGGCGGCUCCUGCCAGCACCGCGGGCCUGGCUGGGGGCUCCGCUCAGGGCGGGCAGGGCAACGGAUUCCCCGCCCCGCGGGGCCGCGAGUUCAUCCUGCGCUGCACCGUGCCGCGGCCUGCGCCGUACUCGCGCGCGCUGCCCCACAGGAUGUUCUGCGUGCUCUCCAAAGAUCAGUUCACCCUCGCCGGGGCCUUCUCCUCAGACACGUCCUUCUACUAGCGAUUUACACCGUUGGCGUUGGAAUUUCGGACGGUGGCUUUUGAAAAUGCGCGAUGCUUUGCCCAAGGCAGAGGCACCGAGUAAAUACGUUUAUAAAUGCGCAACUCUUAUAAACUAGGUUGUCACGAGUGCGCGCUGAGCCCUGUGCUGAGAUAUUAGUUUUCAAAACUUGGCCUCCAUUGAGCAAUAGGAGUGGAGCCCAUCAUUGUCGGCAGGCCCUGAGCCAGUGUAAGGCACUCAAUGUAUAGACCCCAGGGGGAUGAUAGGCUGCAUCAGUUCCUAAAUGGGAUUUAAACUCGCAGCCAUACAAAAUGUCAUUCGAGUGCUGUAACUCUGGUGGCACUUAGCCAGAUAACAAUUUAAAGAUAAACCUAAGAAAUACAUUUACUUUGUGUUGAUUAAAUAUCGUCAGAAUAUCCAUUCAUGUUUAAUGGGAGGAUGUAAUCAACUUCGGCAAAAAUUACAUUUGACAUUUCGCCUCUGGCGAGAGGGCAGUUUGCCAUUGUAAUGUAAAUUAACAUGACGAGUGCCACUUGGUCGAAAGCCAACAGCGGUCAUCCUGAAGAGGCUGGCCGCUGCUGUAAGAAUGUGGAGCGUUUAACCACUGGUUCACAGCCGCCAACAGAGAUUAUAACCUCUCAAUUGCGCGUAUAGAGGAGGCGUUAGACACUUCAUCCUUUUAUUUUAUUUAAUAUGGUGUGUCAACAUCAGCACUUUGGAGACAUGUCCAUGCACGAUGUACAAAAUCUUAAAUGGCUCCCACAAUCCAUUGUAUGUCGUGACGUAACCAUGGUGUUUCGGUUAUCGCUUUGUGUUUAAUGGAGGUGAGCGGACUCCAGCUGGCUUAGGAAUUUUCAUCGUGGGUGCAUCUAUAUGCACGCAUAGCUUACUGCGCUGUUUGAUAUUGCAUUGAUAGAAGAAUGUCAUUCGUAAACAUGUCAGGAUUUACCUCGUGUCCAAUCAGACAUGCACUUGUUUUAUCUUCAUGGUAUUAUUGCAUCCUUGUGACACCACAAUGAGUAAAAAAUGCGUGUACAGUUAAAACUAAUUUUAUCCCAACAAAGUGUACUUUUUUUUCUUCUUCAUUAGCCAUGCUUGAAACUCACGUUAGGGUGAUAUACACGGCCGAGGUCUCUAAUAUAAUACCCAAUAGUUUUUAUAUUAUACCUUCUCACAAUUGGGAACAUUUCUCCAAGCCUACUGAGCUAUAUCCAAACCAAGUAUGCCGUCUUCGAGAAGUUGACAAUGUAGCAAACACAGUGGCAUUUUUCCCAUUCAAGAGAAGGCAAGUGCAGCCUUGGGCUUACUGCUGUUAUUUAUCAGCCACCCACGCCUGCCAUACCGAAAUGUAUUGCAGGACUCUUGCUAUCCCUGUAAUUGUUCACUUGAACAUUUCUCACCCUAAACGUGUUGUCACGGUCAAAGAACCAGGGAAAUGUAUGGGUAUUGCCCCAAGGAGCAGGUUGCUUGUCCUGUGAUUUUAGUUUGUUGUAACAGCAAUGGGGGCCAGCUGUAAAUUUCAAAGAGGUCAUCAUGGUAAAGUACUGUCAUGCCACCGCAUCUUGCCAUCACCUUGGCAUCACUUCCUUAUCCUGGAUCUUGCGUUUGUUACACAGUCUACACAUGUAUGUAUGCAUGUUGAACUUCUUUCGCUCCAAUCUAGAUUUCUUUCGCACCAUACGUAGCCAACCUUGAUAAUCGGAGGUGCGGGACAUCCAAUGUCUGCUUUUACAGUCACCACCAGCACCACCUUUUAGGUUUUUUAAAAAUCUUGGCUGCCGACUUCUCCGUGCCAAGCCAAUUCCUGUCUCGGUAACCUGCCCUCCGUCCUGCAUAUGUCGCCGGUCCGUCAAAACCUCCUCUGCCUGUUUGACCACGGUGGGCCGUAAGAGAAAUGGGUACCACUUGAGGUGGGCAACAUGUUUACUUCACUGAUCUCUGUUCAUGAGACCAAAACAAGUUGAUGAUAUUACAACUCAUUUUGGAAUUGUUAUCACAUAAAUUACUUAGAAUGGCCUUGUAGGAAAUUGGUACUGCCACAUUUUAGCUAAUUUAAUGUUAUAUCCGUAGAGGGCUUUCACUGACGGCGCUUAACAUAGUUUGACAGAGUAGAAUGAUUUAGGUGGCAGGGGAGUGCAAGGGUUGAAGAAUGAGUGACUACGAUAGAGGGUUCUUAGGAAUCACCAUAGGGUAGGGGAGGGAUGGCAAGGAGUGGAUGGGCGAGGGGAGGGAAGACGAAGAGAAUGGGCAAUAGAGCUAAUUAUGCCUACAACACUUUUGCCACAUUCUCUUAUGAACUUCCAAGUUGCUUACCCUAUCAUGUCAUGUUGGUUUCCUAUCAUCAUCGCGCAUCCAUGUGUGUCUCCUGAGCUCUCUCAUGUUUCUCUAGCUCCCUCACUUCCCGUGUCUCCGUCAUGCCGAGUAAAGAAGAUGGGUCCACAUGUAAAGCUAAAUUCUUGUAAAAAAAACGGUGGCGUGUUUGAGAGAUAGUGUUUGGGAAAUGUUGUUGUAACCUUAAUUCCCAGAACUAUGGAGGGGCACCAGUUAGCUAUGCCAACAGCACUUGAACACAUAAACUGCACUAUUACUCAUUGACUCAAAACUGGCAGGGUGGCGUGGUCGUUAGGUGCCUUGGCUCAAUCUGAAAUUCAUUAUUUCAAAUCCUGGUUGGGAUCAACUCGGGCCAAGUAUCUCUUUAGAAUAGAUAACAUGAGUACAACAUUUGUGGAAAUGUAAUGAUGGCUAACCUAGGACGAGGCUGGCACCUGCCACCAUGGGAAUGGGGAAUUUCCCUCACUGGCUGUCAGGGUCACACAUGAAAAUUAGUACCAAGCACAUUUUACGCCUUCAAGAGUGCUGUUUGUUGCUGGCCACUUGCUCAUUUGGCCUGUGCUCAGCCACCAUUUUUAAAAUCCUAGUUUUUACACAUUUGUGGCUACCAGGGAGUCCAUAAAGGUGUCCAUUGUCAGAAUUAUGGCCAUUGCCUUAGAGUGUCACCUAUUCCCUUUUAGGCAGUCUAAUUGACACGUGUUGAGCACGUAACAAGAACAGUUAAAAUGUAUUUGAGAUGUUGCCACAUACCUGGGACUCCGAUGCAUGCCCGCCAUGACUUAACCAAUGCCAUGGCGGCCAUACAGGUUUAGAGGGAUGAAACCCAUGUGAUACAUUCUUCAUACAUCUGUGCAUAGCUGUAUAGACUUACCUUAAAAUGCCGGCUGAUUAUAAUUAUUCACCAUGGAUGGUACCUUUAUAGACACUGGUCUAUAUCAAAUUAUACAUAUAUGAUAGCUUUCAGCUCGAUUAUUAGUGAAUUUGAAGCCAUCACUCUGAAAUCGGUUAAAUAUUUAGGAACUCAGUUUGCAUGACCAGGAAGAUCUGGUUAAGUAAUGAGACAAGCAGAGUAUUUUGAGCCACCCAACCAAAGUUUGUUUAAAGAACCACAUCCUACUAGGUAAACUUCAACUCAGGAACAGAAAUCCACGAUUAAUUGAACAGUUUGGCAUGCUGCUACAGGUUUGCGUGACUGGCUACUGGUGUAUUAGGUGGUCGUAUGUACAGCGAUAUGUUAAAAUAAACGGAAGUCAUUGGGUCAUAACACCUUCAGAACCCUGAGGUUUAUGCACAUUGUCGUUUAUUUUAUUAUUGCAACAAAAAAAUGAGGCCGCGAUCAGCAUAUGGGGUGAGCAUUGUGAGAAACUUGACGUGGAAGUGCUACUUGUAAUUUGGCCAGAUUGAAUUACUUGCUGUCAGUCGUGCCAACACGUUGCCAUGUAUGUGGCUUUACGAGACGGCUGCUCGAAUGUAAUAAAAGGAUAUGGGCCGGUCUAGCGCGUUAUUGCUGCCGAUUCUGAUUAAUGAAAUUGCUAAGCACAAGGCACAGGUCAAUUGAAGUUUGUACUUGUUCGAUCAGGUGACCCGAGUUAAACUCUUCUUAAUUUCCAAUUAAUUUUUUUUUCAAUAGGAUGUCACGGUGACAUUUUUUGUGAAGUCAAACCAGCUGACGCAAAACUAACUGCAACGUACACCGAAUCUUAAGGGCAUGUGGCGUUGCAUCAUCACCAACUUAGUUUCACCCACUCAGGAACCAUUGCAAAGGUAACCGGGGUAUGAUGUGAAUGUGUGUUUGUCAGCAUCUUGUCAUGUCCGUAUACUAAAAUAAGUGUUGACGAUGCUCUUAUUCAAUGGCUUUCGAGCUUUCGCUGAAAAAAAAAAUCCACGUUCUUAUAGUGUUAGCCACUUCCUCUCCAGCGCAAUCACUCCUGAUUUAACACAAAUGAGUGUGUUGCCUCACCUGGUGGGGCUCAUCCAAUUGAACAUGGGCAGACACAAUGCGACUGGCUCGGGCAGGACAAUUAGUUGAGGCCACAGCCUGGUCAUGAGUCGUCAUUCACGAGAUCAGUUGGUCUCGGCUAAGACCCAUUGAGCUAAGAAGCAAUUUUUGAACCCCGAUUAAUGGUUCACAGCUCUGAUACUAUGAUGCCAACUGAGAUGCAUUGUGGCCAGUGGCAUUUCAGUCUUGUAGUAUUUGAAUGUCGGGAAGCAUUUUUUUUCUCUACCGUAUUCUGUGAAUUCUAAAACACACUCGUUUCCCUGUAUUUAAAAGCAAAUGUUGGGGGUCCCAUCUCAUAAUCUGGUUGGUGGUCAUGUUUAUUGGUACCGAACACAUUUAGGGUGCGUAUAAAUUUCCCCCAGUACAUCUUAUAAAUACAGAAUACGUCAUAAUUUAACGUUCAAUUUAUAUUCUUGCUGCGGAGCUGCGUGGUGGGCAGUCGAAGGCAGUUCAGCAAUUUCCAAAGUUGUACCGUACGUACAUGCUCUUACAUGUGUGCUUUCUGCCUUCCACCCCACACCCACUAUCAUGGUGAGGUGUGGGUCAAAUAACCUCCGUGACCCGUUUGGCGUGGGUUCUCAAAAAGGUUGUAAAUGCAUCUGCACAGUCCAUUUUUUCCCUGCCGGGCAGUGCUGCGAUUCGAAUGCUUGACUCGCAAUAAGGUUAUAAUUUCACAUCUUGGUUGGAGUUUGAAUGUGGUGGGUUGCCAGCGGGGGGGUGAGAGCUGAAUUUUAAUAAGGAUAAACUUUUCCUGAACAAUCUUAAAUGAAACUAGACCGAUUACGUUUGAAGUUUUGAACAUUAUGGGUUUAGCCCUGAGAAUCAAGCGCUUAUGUUUUAUUCUCUAGUUUAUCAUUUGACUGUCACGUUCUCUGUGUGUGUGUGAUACGUGCCAGCAAGAUGCAUAGUUUGUCCUCUUGCCGUUUAACCUUCCACAAAUUGGUGUCAAUUUCGCUCUCACAAUACAAACGGCUGUAACAGAACAGGGCGAAGCGAGCCUGAAUUAUUGAUGCGCCAUUACUUUAACCAUAUUUUAAAGCGCUGACCUUUUUUCGUUGAUAAAUUAUUUCUCAUCGGAUGCUAUUGGACACAAGGAAAUGUUGACCGGUUUUUUGCAAUUUUGUGUUAAUUUUCUGUACCCGCACACAAAACCGCCAGUGCUCGUUUCCACCAGCUGUUGUCUAUUCUGAGUUAUUGCUUCGCCAAGAAACGUGGUUUAAAACCUACUUGGCCUUUAUUAACGGUUUAAGUGAAACGCUGCCGCAUAUUCUUAAGACUUUUGGAAACGUUACAGGCUAAAUUGUUGUUCUAAAUGUGUAGCCUACUUGAAACCUGCAUUAAUACGUAAUACUGUUGUCUGGUUUUAGUUGUAAUAGUGAAUAUUCGUGUGUUGGUUCUUUUUUAAUCCGUACACAUGCCCUUUAUAAUGCAGUGAUAUAUGCAUUAAAUGCUACUCUCACGUGUU